AUGGCUAGCGACAACACAGCAGCCUUGCUACAGAGAACAGAGCCGGUGCCUCGUGCCAAGAUGUCAGGAGGAACGACGGGUCCACUGCUGGUUGCAGUGUUUGCAGCUGUCCUGGGCAUGCUUCAGUUCGGCUUCAACACCGGAGUCAUCAACGCGCCGAGGUCCUUCAUAGAGAACUUCAUCAAGGAGAACUAUGAGGUCAGCUCGGAAACCAUGUUCGGGGUCAUUGUUAGUAUUUUCGCCAUCGGUGGAAUGAUUGGCUGUCCUCUAGCCAGUUGGGUGUCUGAUACUCGUGGGCGUAAAUUCGCGUUAAUGGUGAAUGCGGCAUUUGGAGUGGUUGGCGCUGUUCUGAUGGGCUUCAGCAAGAUGUCUACGUCACUGGCGAUGCUGAUCAUUGGCAGGUUUCUGAUUGGCAUCAAUUGUGGAUUUGCUACGACCGCUUCGCCGACUUACGUGUCAGAGAUCGCGCCGAUUAGAUUGCGGGGUGCCUUUGGUACUGUUAACCAAUUGGCUGUGGCGCUCGGUAUGACCUUAGGACAGAUUUUGGGUAUUGAUGUGAUCUUGGGGAGCGAUGAAGGGUGGCCGUGGCUUCUUGGGCUCGCGAUCGUCCCCUCGACGAUACAAUUCUUCAUGCUGAUCCUAGCUCCGGAGUCGCCUCGGUAUCUCCUUCUUGUUCAAAGAGAUGAGGAACAAGCCAGAAAAGUGUUGUCCAAUCUCCGUGGAACUUCCGACAUAAAUGACGAAAUCAAGGACAUGCACGAUGAAGACCAUGCAGAGAAACAGGAACAGAAAUUCUCGAUCUCUGAUUUAAUACGCAUCAAGUUCUUACGCACACCUAUGAUCAUUGGUAUAGUGAUGCAUCUCUCACAACAGCUGGGUGGUAUAAAUGCUGUAUUAUACUAUUCGUCGUCUAUCUUUAUCAAAACUGGUUUGAGCGACAGGGAUGCAAGAUUGGCGUCGAUAGGAGUUGGGGGUAUGUUGUUCAUAAUGGCCUUAGUGUCUAUACCUUUAAUGGAUCGUCUCGGCAGACGUACGCUUCAGUUGGUAGGUCUGGGUGGUAUGACAGUUUUCUCAGUGCUAAUGACAAUAGCUUUCUUUACCUACGAGAAUAACACAACGAUGAGUGUAUUUGCUGUUAUAUUUACGUUAUUGUACGUCGGUUUCUUCGGCGUUGGACCAAGUUCGAUACCUUGGAUGAUUCUGUCUGAACUCUUCAGUCAGGGCGCCAGGAGUGCUGCCGUCAGUGUAGGCGCCCUUGUCAACUGGUUAGCCAACUUCAUAGUCGGCCUCACCUUUAUACCUCUAUCAGAUGCCUUAGGUAACUUCGUUUUCUUGCCAUUCACUGUAUUAUUGAUAAUAUUCUACGCGUUCACGUAUUUCAAGUUGCCGGAGACCAAAAAUAGGACAAUCGAAGAGGUUACCGCUAUAUUUAAGAAGUAA
This is a messenger RNA of Danaus chrysippus (African queen), 1440 nucleotides long. The record is from the annotation of a GenBank genome assembly. NCBI's taxonomy places the organism in Eukaryota, Metazoa, Arthropoda, Insecta, Lepidoptera, Nymphalidae.